Messenger RNA from Suillus paluster, 2280 nucleotides. Its product is annotated as acyl-CoA dehydrogenase/oxidase. NCBI's taxonomy places the organism in Eukaryota, Fungi, Basidiomycota, Agaricomycetes, Boletales, Suillaceae. Gene Ontology annotation, molecular function: heme binding; flavin adenine dinucleotide binding; acyl-CoA dehydrogenase activity. The transcript has 19 exons. The coding region runs from base 258 to 1820 and encodes 520 amino acids. The record is from RefSeq and is a predicted model, not a curated record.
GGUUCGCUUCUACUAACUGCAGCUGGCAAUAUUGAGAGUCAGUGACUUUCACUCAGUGAUUCGUCAAAUUUUGCUUGCUCUCUCGCGGUGUCUUCGUUGAGUGCAAAACGUUUAUAUCCGUUAUAUCCGGAUUCCCGACACCCGCAUGAGUACAAGCAUGUGAUUUCAUUGACUUGCACUUAGGGCUAGCAUCGACACUUUCCCCAGUACUUCUUCCUUCAUAACAUUCAGAAUUGACGGCAGACAAAGGUUGUAAUAUGGCAUCAAAGGACUCUAAGAAGAUCUUCACACGUGAAGAGGUGGCAAAGCACGAUAAACCUGAUGAUUUGUGGAUUGUUGUUGAUAGCAAGGUGUACAACAUCACUCGUUUCAAGGAUUUGCAUCCAGGGGGUGCCUCAGUAUUCGCAGAGGAAGAUAUAGCUGGCCAGGAUGCCACCGAGGCAUUUUACGGUCUCCACCGUCAUGAAAUUCUUUUACGGCCACAAUACGCUCGCUUACAAAUAGGUUUAAUUGAGGGAGAGGAGAGCGUUAUAUAUUCUCGAGAGCCUGGGCAGCUCAGUGAUGUACCAUAUGCAGAGCCUACCUGGCUCAGUGCUGGGUACUACAGUCCAUACUUCAAAGAGAGUCAUCGACACCUACAGGCAGCGAUGCGAAAGUUUGUGGAUGAGGUUAUCACUCCGGAUGCACUGCUACACGAGGAAGACGGUAAACGUCCUAGUGCCCAUGUAAUCAAAGCUAUGGCAGAGUUAAACAUACAUGCCAUGCGCAUUGGCCCCGGAAAACACUUGAAAGGCCUCACCCUUAUGGGUGGUGUUGUGUCUCCUGAGGAGUUUGAUUACUUCCAUGAGCUUGUCUGCAUACAGGAGAUAUCCCGUUGCGGUCAGCGCGGAUAUGGCGAUGGUCUACAAAGCGGAGCUGUCAUAGGGUUGCCACCUAUCAUGAACUUUGGACCGCCAGCGCUCAAAAUGAAGAUCAUUCCGGAAGUGCUUUCUGGCAAGAAGUUCAUUUGCCUGGCGAUAUCUGAGGCGUUUUCGGGAAGCGACGUUGCAGGCCUGCAAACUCGUGCAACUAAAAGUUCAGAUGGGAAGUACUGGAUCAUUAACGGCACGAAGAAGUGGAUCACCAACGGGACUUUUGCUGACUACUUCACUGUGGGGUGCAAAACGGAUACAGGAUUUACUGUCAUCUUGGUGGAACGCUCGGAAGGUGUUGAGACAAAGCCCAUUAAAACGAGCUAUUCAUCAUCAGCUGGGACUGCCUAUGUCACGUUCGAUAACGUCAAGGUCCCUGUAGAGAACACCCUCGGACCCGAGGGCGGAGGAAUCUUCGUCAUUCUUUCCAAUUUCAAUCACGAGCGAUGGGUGAUGUGCGCUUCUUCCGCGAGAGGACAACGAUUGAUCGUUGAGGAAUGCCUUAAAUGGGUCAAUCAGCGCAAGGCAUUUGGCAAACCUUUGUCUUCUCUGGCCGUAAUCAGAUCGAAGAUUGCAGCCAUGAUCUCACGCACGGAAAGUGUUCAGAACUGGCUUGAGAAUCUAACGAUGCAAAUGUGCAAUAUGACUUACAAGGAACAGGCACAGAAGCUUGCGGGGCCGAUCGGUCUGCUCAAGAUGUAUGCAACGAGGUGUGCCCAAGAAACAGCUGCCGAUGCCGUUCAGAUAUUCGGCGGACGUGGUAUCACGAAGACCGGGAUGGGGCAAUACAUCGAGCAUUAUCACCGCACGAUUCCCUUCGAUGCGGUUCUCGGCGGAGCGGAAGAUGUUCUCGGUGACCUCGGAGUGAGACAGGCAAUACGACAGAUGCCCAAGAAUGCCCGCUUGUAAUCACGGCGUCGUGACUAUGGGUGGAGCUUAGCUGUGCCUCGGAGGUCCUUGACCUUCUCUGAUUAUAAUUUCUAUUAUAGUUGCAUUGAUGUCAACUAUCGCGCGCCCUUGUUCUUCGGCUUGACGAUAUUUAGACCUGCCUAUCCGUCUAUCCGCGCUUUCAAUUCCAAAGGCUUGAUGGUUCUGAUUAAUCUCCGUUGCGUUUCAUCUCCGUACUUCUCACCUUCACGUUGACUGCCACUUCAAAUCUUACAAGUUCCUCCAGAUCAGGCGGAACAUCACGCCGAUAGUAGGGUCCUGGGGUCGGCCGCCAUCGAGCAUUGAGUAAGAGGUGCAUGCACUGGCAAGAACCUGUCAUCUUUUUUUAGCGAGGUGGAAGCUUCCAAGAAUCUAGUCGAGCAUCGCGAAUUGCGCUGUGGUCGUUCGGACUGCAUGCCCAAUCGGUGUUCCUGCGUCUGAC